This is a messenger RNA of Notechis scutatus (mainland tiger snake), 877 nucleotides long. RefSeq names its product exosome component 4 (gene EXOSC4). Gene Ontology annotation, molecular function: RNA binding. Lineage: Eukaryota; Metazoa; Chordata; Lepidosauria; Squamata; Elapidae. Gene Ontology annotation, biological process: rRNA catabolic process; nuclear mRNA surveillance; U4 snRNA 3'-end processing. The record is from RefSeq and is a predicted model, not a curated record. Gene Ontology annotation, cellular component: nuclear exosome (RNase complex); cytoplasmic exosome (RNase complex); nucleolus.
CCCCCCCCCCCCCCGCGGGGCAGGCCGGGAAGCGCCGGGCGGGCAUGGCGGGGCUGGAGCUGCUGUCGGAGCAGGGCUACCGGGUGGACGGGCGGCGCGCCGGCGAGCUCCGGCAGAUCCGCGCCCGCAUGGGCGUCUUCGCGCAGGCCGACGGCUCCGCCUACCUGGAGCAGGGCAACACCAAGGCGCUGGCCGUCGUCUACGGGCCCCACGAGCAGGUGCGGGGCUCCCGGAGCAAGGCGCCGCCGGACCAGGCGCUGGUCAACUGCCAGUUCAGCAUGGCCACCUUCAGCACGGGCGAGCGCAAGCGGCGGCCCCACGGCGACCGCAAGUCCAGCGAGAUGACGCUGCACCUGAAGCAGACCUUCGAGGCCGCCAUCCUCACGCGGCUCUUCCCGCGCUCCCAGAUCGACAUCUACGUGCAGAUCUUGCAGGCGGACGGCGGCAACUACUGCGCCUCGGUGAACGCCGCCACCCUCGCCGUGAUCGACGCCGGGAUCCCGCUGCGCGACUACGUGUGCGCCAGUUCCGCGGGCUUCGUGGAGGAGACGGCGCUGGCCGACCUGAACUACAUAGAGGAGGCGGCCGGGGGGCCGCAGGUGGCGCUGGCGCUGCUGCCCAAGGCCGACCAGAUCGCCCUGCUGGAGAUGAACGGCCGGCUGCACGAGGAGCACCUGGAGCGCAUCGCCGAGGCCGCCCGCAAGGCCUGCCGGGACGUCCACGCCGUGCUGGACCAGGUGGUGCGCGAGCACCUGCGCGAAGGGGCCGCCCUGCCCGGGACCUGAGCGGGGCCGCCCGGGACUCUGGCCCCGCUUUCCAUGCCUGUUUCCCCCCGUCCCCCCCAAUAAAGGUCUGCCAUUCUCAAACGCCCGUGCAG